UUCUUGUUCGAUUCUUGUUCGAAAUCUCGUCUCGGUUCGAUCUCAUUUUAUGAAAUUUCUUUCUCCUCACUUCCUCCAUAUUCUCCUAAUUACCCCUUUUUACAACAGUUAAGGGGAAAGCUACCGAAAUUUUAAUUUAAAAUUCAUUAUUUGUCGAGCUCUAAUUUUUUAAAAAUUAAAAGGAAAUGGUUAACAAUUUUAAAAUAUUUCCUUUUAUUAUUUCCUUCAUUUUAUUUUUUCUUAUUUCCAAUUCAAAUUCUAUGCGUCAACAAGCUAUAGGGGCUAAAGGAAGAUUGUUGUGUGGAAGAAUGGAUCCAGACGAUCAAUUAGAUUCUACCCGAACAGAUGCAAACGGUCAUUUUCAAUUGGCGGGGGAUGAGCGGGAAAUGACUAAUAUUGAUCCUCAAUUAAAAAUAUACCACGACUGCAAUAAAGGGAUUAACCCCUGCCCUCGUAAAUGGAUUUUGAAUCUCCCAGAUAAAUACAUAUAUUCUGGCCGUGCUCCCCCCAAAGUCUACUAUGAUAUGGGCGAAGUUAAUCUUGAGGUGGAAAUUGAGGGAGAGUCUUUUGAUUGUAUUCAUUGA
Molecule: messenger RNA, 584 nt
Organism: Meloidogyne enterolobii
Lineage: Eukaryota; Metazoa; Nematoda; Chromadorea; Rhabditida; Meloidogynidae
Source: the annotation of a GenBank genome assembly